Molecule: messenger RNA, 402 nt
Organism: Staurois parvus
Lineage: Eukaryota; Metazoa; Chordata; Amphibia; Anura; Ranidae
Source: the annotation of a GenBank genome assembly
AUGUGCCACUUUCAGGUCUCCUCACACUGCUGGUGGGUUCCAUUUUGUCAUAGGGUGCUGGCAGAUUACGGGCCUCCCAUUGCUGCUGCCAGGCCCGUAAUCUGCCAUGGGCCCCUGUACCGCCUCCUCAUGCUGCUGCCAGGUCCAGAGUGUGUCAUGGGUCCCUGUACGGCCUCCCAUUGCUGCUGUCUCCAUCGCCACACUCUGCCAUGUGCCACUUUCAGGUCUCCUCACACUGCUGGUGGGUUCCAUUUUUUCAUAGGGUGCUGUAUGGCCUCCCAUUGCUGCUGCCUCCACCGCCACACUGUGGCUCCACACUCUGGUUUUGGCCCCGUGACUGCCCAAAUGAGUGAAGUGUGCGGUGAUUCUAAGAUCGACGGCACUCAUCUGCAUGUCAUACUG